Myotis davidii is the source of this 543-nucleotide messenger RNA. RefSeq names its product tumor necrosis factor receptor superfamily member 18 (gene TNFRSF18). Gene Ontology annotation, biological process: negative regulation of apoptotic process; positive regulation of cell adhesion. NCBI's taxonomy places the organism in Eukaryota, Metazoa, Chordata, Mammalia, Chiroptera, Vespertilionidae. The transcript is spliced from 6 exons. Gene Ontology annotation, cellular component: plasma membrane; external side of plasma membrane. The coding region runs from base 1 to 543 and encodes 180 amino acids. Gene Ontology annotation, molecular function: tumor necrosis factor receptor activity; protein binding. The record is from RefSeq and is a predicted model, not a curated record.
AUGACGGCGGAGGCCUGUCCGGAGGGGCGCUGCACGUGCGUCCAGUCCGAGUUCCACUGUGCAGACCCCGACUGCACAACCUGCAAGCACCACCCCUGCCCGCCCGGCCAGGGGGCGAAGGCCUACGGGAAUUUCACGUUCGGCUUCAAGUGUGUCGACUGUGCCGCCGGGACCUUCUCCGGGGGCCGCGGGGGCCGCUGCACUCCGUGGGCCGACUGCUCCCAGGCUGGGCUUCGCACCAUGUUCCCUGGAAACAAGACGCACAACGCGGUGUGCGGUCCGGUGCUGCCGCCGCCUGCUGAGCCGCGCUGCCCGGCGGCCGUCCUGGCCGUGGCCGCCUGCGUCCUGGUCCUGGUGGUGGCCCAGCUCGGCCUGCACCUCUGGCAGCUGAGGAGGCAGCGCGUGUGGCCCCCAGAGACCCAGCUGCUCCCGGAGGCACCGCCCCAGCUGCCCGAGGACGCCUGCAGCUGCCAGUUCCCGGAGGAGGAGAGGGGGGAGCCGCUGUGGGAGGACCAGGGUCCCGGCCACCUGCGCUGCGCUUGA